CUUCACCACACCGUCUUCAGGACCCAUCCUUCUCUAUCCACCCUGGCGUUUCCUUGUUUCGAUGGCAUUUAUCUCCCAAGGCAAGAAAAUGAAUUUGUGCAUCAUGUCAAGAAUGAGCUGGAAACAUACCAGCAGAGGAGCAACCGCAAGAGCGUGCUCCUGUUCCCCUGUCUACCCAGUAGACUACGAUACCUGAUUCACAAGACCAUAGAAGACCUGCCGGAGCUCACCACCUUCUCAGUAGGAGAAAGCUGGUGUCGCAGGGUGGUGGUGUGCCAUUCUGAGCUCAGGGCUGAGAUUGAAGAAGACAGUGACUUGGAGAGCAACAACAGCUCGUGUGAAGAGCCUCCAAGAAAUAGGGAGGAGAUGGGCAGCCUUGCUAAGCCUAAAUCUUCAAUCCCAACACGAAGCCGAGGACCCAAAAGGCCGGAUAAACCUCUUUACAUGCCACGAGCUGCUCGGGAGAGAUUGUCCCUGCAAAACUCACAAGGACCCACAGCAUACAGAGAUUCACCAAGUCCAGCCUCUAGCAGCUGUAGCUGCAUUAACAGUUCAUCUGACUCUUGUUCCUGGAGUGAAAGCACAGAAAACACUCAGCCCUCAUCCACAUCCAGACACACAUCACUCCCCAGGGAAGCAGACGGUAGCCUCAACUACACUGCAGACAGUUCAGCUCAUUGUCCUCAGGAAGAGAAACAAAACUUGGUGCUGAGGCCGCAUGAAGCUGAGUCCCCUGUCUGGGACCAGACUCUGUCCUGCUUCACUGAAAUGACUCUGGAGGAGGAUGUGAAAGACAAAGAAAAACUUGCUGAUGUGCCAUACAGCGCCCAGAUAGAAGACAUAAGCACAGACACAGAUGAUGUAACUGAAGAGAUCAAGGCACACCUGAAAGAGGCAGUAUCUUUUUCCAUUGAGCAUGUCAACAAUGACUACUCUAUUUAUGAGAACGUGUUCAUCAACCCGGACGAGUUUCGGCAUGUGAUCGAGAUCUAUGACUUCCCAUCUAUGUUCAAAACCGACGACCUCCUGGAUGCUUUCACAGAAUACAGUGAUGGUGGAAUGAAGAUCAAGUGGGUGGACAACACACACGCCCUGGGGAUUUUUUCCAGCGAGUCAGCAGCACUCCAUGCCCUCUCCAUCUGCCAUCCAAUGCUGAAGGCGCGAGCACUGGCUGAAGGGAGUAAAAAAGCCAAAGGCAAAGCCAUUAGACGUGCAGAGUUCAUCCAGCCAGUGAAGGAACGUCCAAGGACAGACUGUGCUGUCGCCAGGCGUAUGGUGACCAGAGCCCUGGGGCUACAGGGACGAGGCAGGGUGCAGCGAUACUGAACAGAAGAGUUAACACUGUUGGCAUAUACAGAAAGGUCCAGCAGAGAGGCUCCACAGUGGCCACAAACAGCUAACUGAUCAUCAAGAGUGUGACUACCGUCCACCACUGUUUGCCUGCUUCACUGCCCCAUGUCACCAACAUCUGCCCUGCUCAAGUGUCCUUGAGCACGACACUGAGUCACCAACAGCCUCAAAGUUGCUCUGUAGCUCAACCUGACCCCUGCGCUUUGGACGUUACUGUUCCUUUUGUUCAUGGUUAGGAUCACUAAUAAGACUAUAUUACAUCAGUGUUGAAGAAACAAUUACAUAUAAAAGAAUCUGAUGCAAACAGGGAUUUCAGAUAGCUGAAAGCACUGGAGAAAAGUGGAGAAGCUCUUGUACUUGUUCUGAUUUGAUUGCAUGUUUCUUUGAAACUGAAGUGCAUUUCAAGGUUGUUUAAUUUCCAGGCAGGGUGUUUUUUGUUUUGCUCCUUGCCAAGGUGAUCCAGGACUGGUUGCAUAAUUCUGUGUAGGUAGCAAUUCUUUUUUAAUGUAAUGUCGAAUUCCCCCACAGAUUAAUUCUCAGGAUGGUUAAAGAAAACUCUUACAUUGUACGCUGUAGUUACAAACAGAUUUUUGUAUGGAGUGCAAAGCACCCAACAGACAAAUGUAACGUAGAUCCAUGAACAGAAGCAGAUCUGUCAAAAAACACUAAAUAUUGCUUUCAAAAGCCAGCAGUUAUACAGUUAUAAAGAAAAAUACAUGUAACAAGCAAUGUUAUACUGGAUUUGAUAGGUAUUUUCUAAUGUUAUAGUUCAUUUUUAAAAAAGUGGAAAGACGUUUAGUUCUUCUUAAUAUUUGUUUCUCUCAAUAGCAAAAGCUACCUUAGGAUUGUUGCCUCAGAGCCAAAGUGUCACAAUCCAUGUCACAGAAAAGUAGAACAUUUUCAGAAGUUUUUGUUCAACUAAAGUCGAGCAUUUGAAACAUGAAUGUUCAGCUCCGUACGUGUUACUGUAAUGAUAUUUUGUCAUUGACUUAACAUUAGUCUUCUGCAAAGGUGUGUACAACUUGCCGUUAAGAGAGAAUUGUAUACAUUAGCAUUUAGUAAAAGAUGAGUGUUCUAUUUGUUGUCAAACUGAAUUGGGCUGUUUCCCUGAAAAUUUCUUUUGUGCCUGAUUUGAGUUUGACAGGACUCGCCGUGUGGUAUGUAAGAUUUUAAUUAAGUACACAGUAUUGUGUAAUUUCAGGGAAAAGAAGACUUGAUUGUAGCAUUAAAUGCGGCACAAUCAAAUGAAAAUAUGAAAACUGUACAUGUUUUUUUUUUAACUUGAUACGCUGUAUAAAAGAAGUUUAAGUGUUUUAAAAUUUUAAAUAAAUAUACACUCUCCAAGCACUACAUGAGGAA
Lates calcarifer (barramundi perch) is the source of this 2709-nucleotide messenger RNA. Its product is annotated as R3H and coiled-coil domain-containing protein 1. The transcript is spliced from 8 exons. Gene Ontology annotation, molecular function: nucleic acid binding. NCBI's taxonomy places the organism in Eukaryota, Metazoa, Chordata, Actinopteri, Centropomidae. The annotation marks the transcript as partial. The record is from RefSeq and is a predicted model, not a curated record.